GAGCCGUCGGGGGCCCCGCGGGAGCGGGCGGCGCGUCCCCGUCCCCGCGCUCUGACGCGCGCUCCCGGCGCGGCGGGCGCGCCCCCGCCGCUAUAACUGGCGUGCAUGGAGUCGGGGCCGGCGCAGAGGAGCGGGCGGGCGAUGGGAGACGCCGCUCCGGCGGGAUAGAGGGGCGGAGACGGGGGCACCCCCGGGGCCCGGCCCGCCCGGGGCUCGCCGCGGGCCCGCACAGAUGCUAGUGCACAGCUACCCGGGCAUGGACCGCGCCGAGGGGCUGCCCGGGGCGCCGGCCGGGGCCCGCCUGCCGCAGCUGCCCGCUCUCAACCAGGCGCCCUACGGCUCGGCCCCGCCGCUCUGCCACACGCCCGCCGCCGACUUCCAGCCGCCCUACUUCCCCCCGCCGUACCCGCAGCCGCCGCUGCCCUACCCGCAGGGCCAGGAGCCCGCUUACCCGCACCUGGGGGACCCGUACGCGGCUCUCAGCCCCCUGCACCAGCACCAGCAGCCCGCCUGGCCCCCGCAGCGCGGCCGGCAGGACGACGCGGGGCUGCUCUCGCAGACCCACCGCGCCCUGGGGCUCGACCCCCGCCGCGAAUACUCCGCCGUGCCCCGCCUGCUCCACGGGCUGCCCGACGGCGGACACGGCCUCGCCGACGGCCCGCUGGGCCUCCACGGCCUCGGCCACCACGGCAUCGAGGACAUCCAGGCCGUGGACGACGGCGGGAUGAACCUGCUCGAUCAGUCCGUGAUCAAGAAAGGCUGGCUCAGGUGCUCCGAUCACCUGCUGCUUGCGGGAACAGGAAAGCAGCAACUGAAGAUCGAGGGGGACUUUUGGUUUACUCAGAUGACAAGAGACAAUUUUGGUUCCCCAAAAGCCAAGGAAACAAAGCUGUCAGGCUUUAAUGGUAGCUUGUCUCCUUCCUGCAGCAUGUUUAUGGGCAAACAAGCUGCAGAUCAGACCAGGCAAACAGCAGCAGUGCCCAUCCCCUCGAAGGCCAACGGCACCACCAUUUCCACCCUGUCAAUGAACAAAGAUGGCCUGAUCGGAGGGGUGACGAAUCCCAACGAGGUCUUCUGCUCCGUGCCUGGCCGCCUCUCUCUUCUCAGCUCCACUUCCAAGUACAAGGUGACCGUCGGGGAGGUGCAGAGGCGGCUCUCGCCCCCCGAGUGUCUCAACGCCUCUCUCCUCGGAGGAGUCCUCCGCAGAGCAAAAUCAAAAAACGGGGGUCGGUGUUUAAGGGAAAGGUUAGAGAAAAUUGGACUAAAUCUACCUGCGGGAAGGCGCAAAGCUGCCAACGUCACCCUGCUGACAUCCCUCGUGGAAGGUGAAGCCGUUCACCUGGCUCGCGAUUUUGGGUACGUGUGUGAAACGGAGUUCCCAGCCAAGGCAGCGGCAGAGUACCUGUGCCGACAGCACUCCGACCCAACGGAGCUCCACACCAGGAAAAACAUGCUGCUGGCUACCAAGCAAAUUUGUAAAGAGUUUGCAGACUUGAUAGCCCAGGAUCGCUCGCCGCUGGGGAACAGCCGCCCCUCACUCAUCUUAGAGCCUGGUGUCCAGAGCUGUUUGACUCAUUUCAGCUUGAUAACCCACGGCUUUGGGGGCCCAGCCAUCUGCGCAGCGCUCACAGCCUUCCAGAACUACCUGGUAGAGUCCCUUAAGGGGCUGGAUAAAAUGUUCAUGAACAGCACAGGGAACGGGCACACGGCCGGAGACUCCAAAGCGUCAGAAAAAGAAGUGAAGCAUCGGAAAUAACGUGCUGUCUCCCUCCCUCUCCCUGGUGGGAGCUUUCCCCAGUCGCGAUAGAUAGCACUGGGGGGGAAAGAUGAUCCAGUGCACUGUUUCUGUACUGCUACAUUUGAACUUGGGAUGAAACUCGUAAAGCAAACAAAGAAAAGACAAAAAAGAUUUAAAGAAUUUAAGAAGAAAACAACUCUAAUGGACGUAAUGAGAUUGAGAAAAUAAGCCAGGUUGAUGGCUUCUAGUUUUUGCCCUUUUUUUUUUUUUUUUUUUUUUUUAAAUCGUGGAUGCAGGAAGCCAAGUCAUGUGCAAUUUUAUUUUGUUUUGUUCUUUAAAAACCCAUAGUGAAAUCCUGACGUGCUCCAGGAAUUUGUUCCAGCUGAAAAACUGAGAAGAAAGAGCAAAAGCCUCAUCAAUGCAGGAACCAGAGGCAUGAGCAGCAGAGGGCAGGGAGUUGGAUCGCUGGCUGUACCUGGAUUUAUCAGCUGGUUUUGACAGGCAAAUACACAGGAAACCUUCCUAUUUCCCCACCUACAGCCCAGUCCUAAAGCCAAGCCAAGAGAAAAUUGCCAGCAGAACUGCUUUGGAUUUAAAGCAGUUUCAGACUUUGUUUACAGUUUUCAAACUGAGACUUAAGGCAGAUUUUCCCCCAGGCUGAGGAGCCCUGAGCCGUACCAUGAGGGGAGGAACAAACCGCACACCCGAUGGUUCCCAGGGCAGGAACCGAUCGAGGAGAGCCUUCCCAACUGCCACGGUCAUAGCUGGGGAUAAAGCAGGUUAAGUUAAACCCAGGACUAAUUAAAACUCCACAACCUACAGAUAACAGCACACAAGUUUCUAAAAUUAAUAAUAAUUAAUAAAGCACAAGGAGCAGAACUUGAACCAGGCCAAACUGAACUGUUCUAAAUCUGUAUAUAUUUAUUUAUGUGUAAUUAAAAUCUGAAAGUUUUAAAAUGUCCAGUGCAAGUUAUUUAUAUCAAAUUGAGUUGGGUUUUUUUUGCUUUGCCUUUUUUUUUUGUUGUUGUUUUGGGUUUUGUUUUUUUUUUUUUUGAAAGAUGAAAGUCUUUGGAUUUUCUGCCAUUAGAAAUGGGAAUGAAGUUUUGGAUACACAAAACUGUAGCAUGGACAAGAUAGGCUGUGAUGAUAAUGACUAUAGAAGUUCUGCAGGAUUUUGUACUUGCUGUUGUUUCUCUUAAUGCUGCAAUAGAUGUACAACACCCACACCACAAUGUCAUUCUCAUUAUCUUAAUAAACCUCUUUUUAUUUGAAGAAAGCACUUCCAUCGUCUU
Messenger RNA from Aquila chrysaetos chrysaetos, 3030 nucleotides. RefSeq names its product transcription factor AP-2 epsilon (gene TFAP2E). Gene Ontology annotation, biological process: regulation of transcription by RNA polymerase II; regulation of cell population proliferation; anatomical structure development. The record is from RefSeq and is a predicted model, not a curated record. Lineage: Eukaryota; Metazoa; Chordata; Aves; Accipitriformes; Accipitridae. Bases 233 to 1756 code for a protein of 507 amino acids. Gene Ontology annotation, cellular component: nucleus. The transcript has 8 exons. Gene Ontology annotation, molecular function: RNA polymerase II transcription regulatory region sequence-specific DNA binding; DNA-binding transcription factor activity, RNA polymerase II-specific.